AUAUUCCUGUACACCCAUAAAAUUUCUAAAAGUGUUCACAAAGUGCAUUUGUUCUCCAGUGAGAUUUUCUCUGGGAUUUGUCCUUUUCCCAUCUGGGGUUUGGGGGAAUGUGGAAGGUGUGGCCAAAGGGAAAGCCAAAAUAUUGAUUUUGUGGCCUGCAGAUAAACUGAGACACUUCCCAGCAUUAACUGCUGGUUAAUAUUUACUGGAUUUCCAGGAAAAGUUAAGCAAAUAUUGUAAAUGUGUCAAGUGGAUGAGAAAAUGUUUGUCCUUUGAGUAAAACUUUGAUAUCUGGGGUGUUUGCUGAGAGUGUGCAGGGCAGGGAAUGGAGCUGGGAGAGGGCUCAGCCUGGAGAAAAGGAUUUCUGGCAGCUCUCUGGGCUUUUGGAUCCUUCACGAAAUUUGGUUUAUUCCACUGUGGGUUCUUUCUUGGGAAUACUGGGAGAGACAAGGUGUCACUGAGGACAAUAACUGGGUGGCUGAGCCCAGGUGCUGGACAAAUCAAAAUAACCUUGCAAUUGAGUGAGUGAUUUGGAUAUUUGAAGUGGCAUCACAAGUGUGGGUUUCUGGAACUGGAUCCUGGAGGUCAAACUUUUGCAUGUUAUUCACAGGAGCCACUCUGGGUCCCCCCAGGGUGAACAGGGUCAGUGCCAGCUCUCACUCCCUGCUCAUCAGCGUCAGCCCCCCCUUCCCCCCCGAGCACGGGGACUCCCUCCAGUACCUGGUGUCCUACUGGGAGAACACAACCAGCCCCACCAGAAAGCAGGAGCUGAGUGUGGUGGAGACACUAUUCCAAAUUGGGAACCUGAAGGAAUCCACAGUUUACUGCUUCAGCAUCCAGGUGCAGCUGAAAAUCAUCUCAGGGCACUUGUUGGGAGAGGAGAGAGCACCAGAGUGUCACAGAACUGCCCUCAGUGAGGCAACCCGGGCUGGGCUCAUCAUUGCCCUCUUCAUCCUGGCCUUGAUCUUUGUCAACCUGCUGGCAGUGGCUCUGCUGUUGCUAUGGAAACACCACCAAAAAAUCAAAUUCUGGGCUCAGCCACCCCUGCAAAUCCCAGCCCACUUCCAGGAGUUCCUGAGGGAGCCUGGCUUGGAGGAGCUGUGCAGUCCUGCUGAGGAGGAGCCCCAGGCCAUGGUGGUGGCAGAAGGAAAUGGCCUGGAGGGGGAAGGAUCCUUCACCCAGCACCUGCAGGGACAGGGGAGCCUCUGAAGGGCCCCCCCAGAGAGGGUCACCUGGGCCAGGGCUGGCUGCUGGCAGGAGAUCCUGGACACAGACCCCUGGGGUCACAGGAAAACCCUGAACAACCCCUGGGAUCACAGGAAAAUCCUGAACAACCCCUGGGAUCACAGGAAAACCCUGGACAGGGAGCCUGGGAUCACAGGAAAAUCCUGAACAACACCUGGGAUCACAGGAAAACCCUGAACAACCCCUGGGGUCACAGGAAAACCCUGAACAACCCCUGGGAUCACAGGAAAAUCCUGAACAACCCCUGGGAUCACAGGAAAACCCUGGACAAGGAGCCUGGGAUCACAGGAAAAUCCUGAACAACACCUGGGAUCACAGGAAAAUCCUGGACAUAGAGCCUGGGAACACAGGGAAGAAAAUCCUGGACAUCAAUCUUGAGAUCACAGGACAAUCCUGAAUCCCCUGGGGUCACAGGACAGU
This is a messenger RNA of Ficedula albicollis (Collared flycatcher), 1665 nucleotides long. RefSeq names its product interferon alpha/beta receptor 1. The transcript has 6 exons. The record is from RefSeq and is a predicted model, not a curated record. Lineage: Eukaryota; Metazoa; Chordata; Aves; Passeriformes; Muscicapidae. Gene Ontology annotation, molecular function: protein binding. Bases 598 to 1209 code for a protein of 203 amino acids.